Molecule: messenger RNA, 2424 nt
Organism: Menidia menidia (Atlantic silverside)
Lineage: Eukaryota; Metazoa; Chordata; Actinopteri; Atheriniformes; Atherinopsidae
Source: the annotation of a GenBank genome assembly
AUGGGGGAGCUGUCGGACUCCCCGCUCACUCUCUCAGGGUCAUACAGGCAGAAGUUUAAGGGACCACUUUGGAACGCCAGCUCAUCCGGGACGCCCACAGGCUGCAGACGGACGCACCGGUCAGAGGGAGGCUCAGAGGCCCAGGAAAAGAAACGGAAGAGACGGUACCACCUCCUGACUGCUCUGUGCAUCACAGAGUUCCACCUUCACGGCACUGCUACCUGUCCAUCAGCUGCUGCGAUUUCACAGUCACACAGAGAAACUGACACCUACACGGAAUGCACAGAUGGUUAUCACUGGGACCCUAAUACUGAGCACUGCAAAGACAUAAAUGAGUGUGAGACUAUUCCCGAUGCCUGCAAAGGGGACAUGAAGUGCUUCAACCACUAUGGAGGCUACCUGUGCCUUCCCCGCUCGGCGUCGGUCAUCCCUGCUCCAGAGCCCCCCAUCUCGCCCACGGAGGCCUUUAACCCCUGCCCUCCGGGCUACGAGCCCAGCGAAGACAGCUGUGUGGAUGUCGAUGAGUGCGAGCGAGACGAGCACGACUGCCAGCCCAGCCAGCAGUGCAUCAACACAGUGGGCGCCUUCACCUGUCAGUGCCCCGACGGGUACCGCAAGGUCGGCACCGAGUGCAUCGACAUUGAUGAGUGCAGGUACAGGUACUGCCAGCAUCGCUGCGUCAACGUCCCCGGCUCCUUCUCCUGUCAGUGCGAACCUGGUUUUCAGCUGGCGGGAAACAACCGAUCUUGCAUUGAUGUGAAUGAAUGUGAGAUGGGUGCCCCCUGCUCUCAGAGGUGUUACAACACAUAUGGCACCUUUCUGUGUCGAUGCGAUCAGGGCUACGAGCUCGGGCCCGAUGGCUUCGCUUGUAACGACAUUGAUGAGUGCAGCUACUCCAGCUACCUGUGUCAAUACCAGUGUGUAAAUGAACCCGGGAAGUUCUCCUGCGUGUGCCCUGAGGGAUACCAGCUGCACGGCACCCGGAUGUGCCAGGAUAUAAACGAAUGUGAAACAGGUGAGCAUCAGUGCACCGAGGCGCAGACCUGCGUGAACAUCCACGGACGCUACCAGUGUGUGGACAACAGCCGCUGCCAGGACCCCUACGUGCAAGUGUCUGACAACCGCUGUGUGUGCCCCGUAAGCAAGCCGGCCUGUCGGGAUCUGCCCUUCUCCGUGGUCCACCGCUACAUGAGCAUCACCUCGGAGCGCUCUGUCCCCUCCGACAUCUUCCAGAUUCAGGCCACCAGCGUCUCUGCGGGGGCCUACAACACUUUCCGCAUCCGCUCCGGGGACGAGAACGGAGACUUCUACAUCAGGCAAAUCAAUAACAUCAGCGCCAUGCUGGUGCUGGCCCGCGCCGUGUCCGGGCCCAGAGAGUACACGCUGGACCUGGAGAUGGUCUCCGUUAACCAACUGCUCAGCUACCAGGGCAGCUACAAGACCAGCUCCGCCCUCAGACUCUCCAUCUACGUGGGGCCUUACACCUUUUAGAGUAGAGGAAGAAGAGAGGAGGUAUAUUGAUGCAAAAGAAGCUGUAAAGCAUAAGUGGUCAAUGCAGUUCAACCAGUCACUGUGAUGUUAUUACCUAGCUUUUUGUACUUAGCCAUCCAAAGGAAGUGACACUUUUCUGUCUGUAUGAUGUGUAGCAUUACACAUGCAGUACAGUAUACAACACAUUGUAGACGCAGUGACACCCUGAUACAUAGCAGCUUUAAUUAGUGCAGUUUGAGUUGUUCUCGCUUCUUUACUCUCCCCAUGAUAUCACGUCUUCCUUUGUUUUGUACCCAACAGUAGCCCGGCAGCACCGGUCUGUGGUCGCUGCGUAUGAAAGAGAUUUUACUCUGUUCAGGGCGAAAAUUUAUCUUUGUGACAUAUUCCUGCCCUGAGGUGGAGUUAUCUAUGCCUCAUGUCACCGUAUCGAUCUGUUUUCACCAGUUUACGCCUUCUUUUCAGCUCACUUCUGUCUGUCACUUUAUUGUUGUCGGCCCUGUUUCCUGUAGAGACACACGAUUCAGUAACCACUCACACCAGACCUCAGCGACCACGCUCAGCCUUCACCCCACUGCUGGAGCUCUGUCUCACCAUUUCCAAAUUCGUCACAUUGUGUUGUACUUUAUAUUUUUUAAAGAUCUAAACCCAAAUAAAUCGAUAUACCCUUCCAUCAGUGUGUCAGAGUAAGUACUUUUCUGAAAUAAUUUAACAUCUAUCCUGUUAGCAUUGACAACAUUGAGAGAGAAAAAACAGUUCAUAAUGAACAUAAUGGGGUUUUUUUGCUUAAAAAAACCCCUUGGGUUUAGUCUUUGGUUAUGACCUGACCUGAUUCAGCAUUUUUCAACAGUUCGCUUAACAUUGAUAUGCUAGCAACAAUAUUUUGGUAAAGGAUAGUUUGAGGUUUCAAUCUACCCAGAACCCUCUUGCUGUCAG